AUGGAUCUUUCCUGGAACUUGACUGACGGAAAUCUAGUCGGUACGACUAGUGAUACCUUGCUUGAGAGUAUGGAUACCAAUGAUAUUAAUAAUACUCCUGUUUUAGCUUCAACAUCACUUAACUUGGCUGAUAUGCCAGAGAUUAUGGAUACCUCAACUGAUCAAUCAAGUUUAAUGACAGCAGGGAAUAAGCGUUCAAUAAUUUAUGAAACAGACACAUUAAUGAGCCUUAAUUCCAACACCAUGACCACUGAUAGUUUCAAUCUUGAAAAUAAUACAAAUUUGUCGAAAUUAUCGGCAGCAGAACCGCAACAAAGAGCCGAUCCACCAUCGAAAAAGAUGAAAUCUUCAAAUGAUGAAAACAAUGAGAUACCGCUCAAUCCCUAUCUAGUAUUCUUUGCGGAAAUGCAGCGAAAAAUCAGAGACAAACGACCUUCGAUUCUCUUCGAUGAAUUAUCGGAGAUAAUUAAACGACAGUGGGCUUCAUUAACUGAAGAAGAAAAACAGGAAUAUAUUCGUCCAUCAAGUGAACAAAGAUCGAAUGAAUCCAUGCAGGUUCCUAAUCUGCUAGAGACUGCGACGAAUUUAAUGACAGAAACUAACGACGAAGGGUCUGUUACACCAAAAGAGUCAAAUCCAUCCCCUGAGAAGCAGAAAAAUGAAAUUGGUGAUGAUGGCAGUUUAAGAUGUAUUCGAGCAGGAUGUAACAAUAUUGCAAGCGGUAUACAACUGCGUGGAGGUAUAACUUUUACAGUAAUGUUCACAUGGUUAGCGUGA
Trichoplax adhaerens is the source of this 777-nucleotide messenger RNA. RefSeq lists its product as uncharacterized. The transcript is spliced from 8 exons. NCBI's taxonomy places the organism in Eukaryota, Metazoa, Placozoa, Uniplacotomia, Trichoplacea, Trichoplacidae. The record is from RefSeq and is a predicted model, not a curated record. Bases 1 to 777 code for a protein of 258 amino acids.